Penicillium brasilianum is the source of this 2519-nucleotide messenger RNA. NCBI's taxonomy places the organism in Eukaryota, Fungi, Ascomycota, Eurotiomycetes, Eurotiales, Aspergillaceae. The record is from the annotation of a GenBank genome assembly.
GGGGGACAAUCGUCCCGAUCCAUCGCAGGAUCGACGACCUCCCGGAGGCCCCGGCGUCCAGGCAUCCAUGUCAUCAGCCAUGUCGCGCUCCAUCCUCGCACUUGCUGCUUAUCCUAGUACAUAAUCCAUCACCCAUCAUACAUACAGUACAUAGAUCGUCAUGGCAGGGUCACCAGUGAAGCGCAGCUUUGCAGGAGCCACUCUAGACUACAUUGGAGCCCGCUACGUCGGCGCCGGCCCAGAAACGUGCAGUUACACCACCCAAGCCAUUCAAAUUCCCCUACGAGACGGUGUCGAAUUGGCUGCCGACCUCUACGAACCAGAACUACCUGACGGCAAAGCACCUACCGGUCUCAUCCUGAUCCAGUGCUGCUAUGGUCGCGGCGCAGGCAUCUCCUUCCUCUACGCCCGUGUCUUCGCCGCCCGAGGCUUCCAAGCUCUCUUCGUAAGCACGAGAGGAACCCAUGGCUCCGGUGGGACAUUCGAUCCCGGCAAUCAUGAACAGUCCGAUAGUCAAGACAUCGUGGCGUGGAUGCGCCAGCAGCCCUGGUAUCACGGCUCCUUUGCAACGCUGGGCCCGUCUUAUCUUGGCUACAGCCAGUGGGCGCUUUUGCAUGAUCCGCCACCCGACUGUGUCGCUGCGGUUAUCGCCGUUGGGCCUCAUGAUCAAGGGUGGCAUGCGUGGGGCACGGGCUCGGGUAUCCAUUCGACCCCCGAUAUACUAGACUUCCUCUCCGAACAUCUCGCCAAAAAUGGAAAAUACAAGAACCCGCCAGCCCGCAUCUUUGUCACCGGCUCCGAAGAAUGGCGCUCCAUGCCAACUUGGCCUCCAUCGACUCAACCAAAGACUUUAUAUCUACAAGAAGGCAACUGUCUCGGAUCCAAGAAGCCUGUGCAAGACGUCAGUCCAGGAACUUUCACCUUCGAUCCCUUGGAACCUACUCCCAGUAUCGGCGGCAAUCAAAUGUCUGCCGGGGGACGGGUAGACGACAGCGCCUAUGCAGACCGAUCAGACGUGCUAGCCUUCACGAGUGAGCCUCUUUCCGAAGACCUCGAGAUUCUAGGUAUUCCAUCUGUGCACCUGAUCCAUGCCAGUGAUUCGCCCUUCGUAGACCUGUUCCUGCGAAUCAGUGAGGUCGAUGACCGUGGCGUAUCCCAUAAUAUCACAGAGCUGUAUCAGGCACUUGAUCCCUCUCGCGACACGUCUCAGCCUCUCGUUUUGGACUUGCAAGACUGUGCCCAUCGAUUCCGCGUGGGGACGAGGGUGAGGCUCAUUAUUGCGGGCGGGUCUUUUCCAAUGUAUGCGAGAAGCCUGGGGACUGGGGAGGAUCGUCUGCGGAGCGAUACGACGGUCCCUCAGAAGCACACUGUUACUAUUUCUGGCGGGGUCUCGCAGCUUAUUUUGCCGGUUAAUGCUGCUGUCUAACUACUGUUGGUUACCUGGCGAUUUCUGAACAAUUUGUUGUGUAUACGUUUACACCAUGUGCAUACUUAUCAUGAGAACGAUAUGAUGCGAGUCCCGAUAGCUAUUACCUGGACCACGAUCGAUGCAGUGAGAAUAUGUUAAUAAUAAUCUGAAUUCAUACAAGAGAGUUGUAGAUUUGGGACAUGCUUAUAUUCGUACAAGGCGGCUACCUAAGUGCAAGUAAAGAAAACGUGGGAUGCGGAAACCAGUUCACGAUCACCAAGAAUGUAAUUUAGUCCUUCCAGUCGUGCCAGAAUUCAUAGCUCAUCACCGUGUGGUCACAAUACAGUAGCAUCAAUCUGUAGUGGCGGGACGGAUGCCAGCCGUCCCAGCGUUCCGGCGGAUGGUAAGCGCGUGAGGCAUGGGCGUGAAGUUCUGGGAGGGUAUAAUUAUUUUUGUCAUUGGUUGUUUCUGUUGUAUUGGAUUGUGUCUCUGGCGCUUCGUCUGAUUCGGAAUCAGAGCCAGACGGCGAGUGAGAAUCCUCAUCGCCGUUGUCAGACUGAGAGUCAUGUGUAGCACGAGAAGAUUCUGGCCGAGCGGACGGUUUGGAUGGAGAAGGGUCGGAUGUUGUAGAUGAGGGCGAAGAAGGACUGUCGUCUUCUUCAGGAUUGAGGAUGCGGUAGUUGAAUUGAAGCCAAUCGUCAGGGUCAACGCCAUGCGGGAUGGAGGGGACAUCCGGUGGGAUUUCGUAACCUGGCAUGGGACCGACAGCCAUACCAAGGAGUGGGAUCAUAGGCCGUUCAUCGCUACGCUCUUGGGUAUGAAAAGGAACGAUCCAGUCGAGGCGAAAUGCAUAGCCAAUUUCUUCUUGCCAAGUAAGAGAUAUGAUCGCCACACGGCCUUUCUGAGACGCUGCAACCACGAUUCCAAGCUCGGGGACAUAUUUGACCAUGUUGAAGCGAUCACAGGCGGAGCUCAUAUCGACAGUGAAAGAGAAGCGCUGGAAUAGAGGAUUUCGACUAAGGAGGUGGUAGUCCGAGUCGAUUGGGUAGGGUGCCAUGCUGAUAUGGUGCUCAGAAAAGUGAAUUGUGGGGAAGAAUUGCGGAGGAUGGAC